UUCCACUUUAAGGUGCUGCGGGUAAUAUUGUUUCCACCAGUACCAAAGAAUGAGCAACAUCAAAAAAUGCAAAGCGAUCGACAACACGUCCAAGAAGAUUCACCCCGAAAAUGAAACCGACCUACCAUUAAUAUUCAUAGGAGGAGUGUAUCGCAGUGGAACGACUUUAAUGCAAACGAUAGUGGAGUCACAUCCAGAUAUAAGAUGCGUCCCUGAAACGCACGUCAUAACAAAAAUUUUAAUGGAAAGAGAUAGAUGGCUAGGACCGAAAGAUAAUAUUAAAACAUUACAAGAGGCUGGAGCUUACCCUGAAGCGUUGGAUAUAGCAAUGGCAAAGUUUAUUCUCGAAAUAAUUAAAGGACACGGGCCUUCAGCAGUCUAUUAUUGCAAUAAAGAGCCGGUAGUGCUUCAAUACAUGAAGUAUAUGCAUAAGCUAUUCCCUCAUGCAAAGUUUAUAUUUAUGAUUCGAGAUGGUAGAGCGGUGGCUCAUUCAAUUGUAACAAGAAAUAUCAAAAUUGAAAAUCUUGACAUAAGUAGCUACAGAAAAGGUCUUCAAUUUUGGAAUGCACUCAUCAAAGUUAUGAACGACCAAUGUAAAGAACUUGGUGAAAAUAUAUGCUUGCCAGUCUACUACGAACAACUGUUAUUACAGCCCAUCAACACAACGAAACAAAUUUUUAAAUUUUUGGAUAUACCUCGGAGAAAAAAUAUUUUACAUCAUGAGAAACAUCCAAACAAAACGAGACUUUUCAAAAAUGAAUUUUCUACUAACCAAGUGAUGCAGCCAUUGCACCUUGAUUCUCUCACAAGUUGGUUUGGACAUAUUCCUCGAGAUGUGGAAAGAGACAUGAAACUUAUUGCACCUAUGUUAAGCGAACUUGGUUAUGAUCCUGAAGAUUCUACUCCAAAGUACGGAGAACCAGAAUACUUCAAUGUGGCGGACUCGACUUGUACUUGACGAAAAUUCAAUGACUUAAUUGUUUUUUUCGCGCAAAUUCUUAUUUAAACAGUAAACAUAAAGUAACAAAUUGAAGACUACCCGGAAACGUGGAUUGUAUAUACUUGAGACCGGUAGACCAUACUAGUACCGAAGCUUUUUAACAUGAGUCAACAGCGAUCAGAAACCGAUGUAGGUAUCCACCAGAGCGU
Messenger RNA from Styela clava, 1149 nucleotides. Lineage: Eukaryota; Metazoa; Chordata; Ascidiacea; Stolidobranchia; Styelidae. The record is from RefSeq and is a predicted model, not a curated record.